Paracoccidioides brasiliensis Pb18 is the source of this 1764-nucleotide messenger RNA. Its product is annotated as vacuolar protein 8. The transcript has 6 exons. Gene Ontology annotation, cellular component: fungal-type vacuole membrane. The record is from RefSeq and is a predicted model, not a curated record. Gene Ontology annotation, biological process: nucleus-vacuole junction assembly; vacuole inheritance. Gene Ontology annotation, molecular function: protein-membrane adaptor activity; protein binding. The coding region runs from base 1 to 1764 and encodes 587 amino acids.
AUGGGGAAUGCUUGUCUAGCCUGCCUCACAGGUACCUCCUCCAAGAUAGAUAGAUGGUGCCAUUUGUCUGAUUUGCUGGCUCCCAUCUUCAAAGGUCGAUCCAGAGACGGUCUCUACGAACCCAUCCUCGCCGAUAACGAGCGCGAGGCCGUCGCCGAUCUUUUACAAUACCUCGAGAACCGGAAUGAAACCGACUUCUUUAGCGGAGAGCCACUGAGUGCUCUCAGUACUCUCGUCUACUCCGACAAUGUUGACCUCCAACGAAGCGCUAGCUUGACUUUUGCAGAGAUCACAGAAAGAGAUGUCCGGGAAGUAAACAGAGAAACCCUCGAGCCUAUCCUCUUCCUCCUACAGAGCCCCGAUAUCGAAGUUCAACGUGCUGCCAGUGCAGCGCUGGGGAAUCUCGCUGUUAAUACGGAAAACAAAGUUAAUAUUGUCCUCCUCGGGGGACUAGCACCUCUAAUAAGACAAAUGAUGUCACCUAACGUCGAAGUACAAUGCAAUGCAGUCGGCUGCAUAACCAAUCUAGCCACCCACGAGGACAACAAAGCAAAAAUUGCCAGAUCAGGUGCCCUUGGGCCCUUGACAAGAUUGGCAAGAUCCAAGGACAUGCGUGUGCAACGAAAUGCCACUGGAGCUUUGCUAAACAUGACACAUUCCGACGAAAACCGGCAACAGCUCGUCAUCGCCGGUGCGAUACCCGUUUUGGUGCAACUCCUCUCGUCACCGGAUGUCGACGUCCAGUAUUACUGCACAACUGCAUUAAGUAAUAUCGCAGUGGACGCGGAAAAUAGAAAAAGGCUCGCCCAAACAGAAUCUCGGCUUAUUCAAUCCCUCGUUCAGCUCAUGGACUCCUCCACCCCAAAAGUUCAAUGCCAAGCUGCCUUAGCUCUUCGAAAUUUGGCCUCCGAUGAAAAGUACCAACUCGAGAUCGUCCGUGCUCGAGGCCUUGCACCUUUGCUCCGACUACUACAAUCAUCCUAUCUCCCUCUCAUCCUCUCCGCAGUUGCAUGCAUCCGAAAUAUCUCCAUCCAUCCCCACAACGAAUCCCCAAUCAUUGACGCGGGAUUCCUAAAACCACUCGUUGACCUACUAGGCUCGAUAGACAAUGAAGAAAUCCAGUGCCACGCCAUUUCCACCUUGCGGAACCUGGCAGCUAGUUCAGAUCGAAAUAAGGAGCUCGUUCUUCAAGCAGGCGCCGUGCAGAAGUGCAAAGAGCUUGUCUUAAAAGUUCCGCUGAGCGUACAGUCGGAAAUGACCGCUGCAAUUGCUGUUCUUGCUCUGAGCGAUGAGCUGAAGACCCAUCUGCUGAAACUGGGUGUGUUUGAUGUUUUGAUACCCCUGACAGAUUCGGAAAGCAUAGAAGUUCAAGGGAAUAGUGCAGCUGCUUUAGGGAAUUUGUCGUCCAAAGUGGGCGACUACUCAAUAUUCGUCCGCGACUGGUCCGAACCGAACGGCGGUAUCCACGGGUACUUAAGUCGCUUCCUAGCCAGCGGGGAUCCGACGUUCCAACAUAUCGCCAUCUGGACGCUGUUGCAGCUUCUUGAGUCUGGAGAUCAGCGGUUGCAUGGCUAUAUUACGCGGUCAGAGGAUGUAGUGGAGAUGGUUAAGACGAUUGCGGAUAAGAAUUUGGAGAGUGGGGAUGAAGGGGAGGGGGCCGGAGAAGGUGGUGGUGAGGAUGAUCAGGGAGAGGUUGUGGCGUUGGCAAGGAGGUCGUUGGAGAUUUUGGGUCAGAAGGCUAAGCAGAUUCUUCUUGAUGGGUGA